AUGACUAGGUCGAAAGAUAACUCAACUGAUAUUAUUCCGUGGUGGCAACAGCGCUCGGUGGACACGGAGGAUGACAACUUAUUUCUCAGAAGCAAUCAUUUCAUUCCUAACGAAGUAGGAACGCUCUGGGAACAUUUCCGCGACCACGGCUGGAUCACCUCUUCGGCAGAAUGCGUUCGUCGUAGCGUGGAAGAUUACACCGGACGUCUCUUGUUAUCGCACAUUGGCAACGUCAGCGCGAAGCAUGAAGUGUUACCCGGGUUCUGGGGACCUCCACAUUGGGAAGGGUCUGUCAAGGGCCUAAUGUUAGCCAAGCGUUGCCAUCCGGCACCCACAACACCGGGCUCGGGGGCGAUUAAUGUACAUACGGGGGUUAACCCUUUUGUUUGGUCUCUUUUUGAUAGUGCUUCCGCCGUUGAGUUCUGGCACUCUUUACCAGAGGAAGCCGUACCACUUACCACGCCCAUGACACCACCUACGACACCAUCCAAGCCCACGACACCACCCACGACAUCCACGACAUCCACGACAUCCACGACAUCCACGACAUCCACGACAUCCACGACAUCCACGACAUCCACGACAUCCACGACAUCCACGACAUCCACGACACCAAAAAUGCCGAGCCGACCUCGCGAACCUGGCCUUGCCCAAUCCACCGCAACAACACUCCGCAAGGUCAAGGUCGACACCCGUGCAGGUGAAAACAAGUUGUUCGGCUAUAAUAUAUCAACAGAGGUCAAGGUCGACACCCGUGCAGGUGAAAACAAGUUGUUCGGCUAUAAUAUAUCAACAGAGCUGAAGUUGGCCACGAUGCAAAUUCGCCUUUAUCGGACUCGGCCUGACUUCCACACGGAUCCCUCCCAGCUAGACGGAAGGACGAUUACGUUUUUCCGUGAGACUCAGGCAUUCAUCUUGAGUAUCUUGACCAAUUAUCUUCGUACGAUCUGUGUUGCGGCAUUCGAGCAUGCGAGAGCAAAGAGGCUUACUUGGAUCCCCAAAACGGAGUACUACGAUACGAUCAGGGACAUCGAUCUUGCCAAGAGAGAGACUUACGAACGGUCAUUCGACUUUGGACGCUGUUCCUCCCUUCUCGAGAUCAUCCGUCAGAAAGAUCCAUUCUGGCAAGACGUCACUCUUACUCCAUGGCAAGCGAAGAACAAAUUAUCCUACAUUCGCAACAAGAGAAAUCAUUGUGCCUUGGGACAUGAGAAGCGAUCGUUCUCUAAGCCAACGGCGACUUUGAUGGAGGACAGUUCCGUCAUCAAAUGCGUACAGGAUUCCAUCGAGUUCGUGGACGGGUUUGGGUAUGGGAAGUCUUACAGCCUGAGGAAGCUGUUGAAGGAGGUCAAGAAGUGUACGAGGGAGUAG
Saitoella complicata NRRL Y-17804 is the source of this 1371-nucleotide messenger RNA. RefSeq lists its product as uncharacterized. The coding region runs from base 1 to 1371 and encodes 456 amino acids. The transcript has 8 exons. The record is from RefSeq and is a predicted model, not a curated record. NCBI's taxonomy places the organism in Eukaryota, Fungi, Ascomycota, Saitoellomycetes, Saitoellales, Saitoellaceae.